Molecule: messenger RNA, 1470 nt
Organism: Ophidiomyces ophidiicola
Lineage: Eukaryota; Fungi; Ascomycota; Eurotiomycetes; Onygenales; Onygenaceae
Gene: NUP49
Product: Nucleoporin nup49/NSP49 (Nuclear pore protein nup49/NSP49)
Exons: 3
Coding region: 1-1470 (489 amino acids)
Biological process (GO): nucleocytoplasmic transport
Cellular component (GO): nuclear pore
Molecular function (GO): structural constituent of nuclear pore
Source: RefSeq, a predicted model, not a curated record
AUGUUUGGUCAGCGAAGCGUCGCGCCAGCCUCUGGAGGUUUAUUGGUCAACACCACGUCCGCAAAUGCAUUGUUCGGUAAUAAGCAAAACCAACCCUCUACCACUUCAACAGCGGCUACACAAAGCGGCGGAAAUUUGUUCGGCGAUAUAACAUCAACCGCCGCCCCAGCAAAUACUGGAAAUGCUUUGGGGAGUUCAAACCCAGCGCCUUCGUCUGCUUUAAGUGGAAGCUUAUUUGGUGGUGUAUCCAAUACAACAACUGCCGGUGCUGGCGGAAUAUUUAGCGGCCUAGGCUCGUCUACAGCAGCUCAACCACAAACAGGGACCAUGUUUUCUACUCUAGGAGCGUCUGUCAGCAACCCGGGAACAACCCAAACUCCACAGUCAGGCGGAAUUUUUGGGGGACUGAGUAGUACAACGCAACCGAAGGCUACAAUGGGCGGAUCCCUUUUUGGACAGACACCAAAUACAUCACAACCCCAAAACAAAUCGGCUUUCGGGGGGUUUAAUGCAACUUCAAAUUCUGGUGGUGGAUUAUUUGGUGCGUCCACUCUCCAGCCAAAGCAGCCGCAAGGCCCCACAUUAUCACUCUUUGCGAACCAGAAUUCUUCCGCAAAACAGGACCAGAAGGUUACGGGGUCCAGUAUCGUGCAGGGUGUUAAGAUAGAUAUAUCGAAUCUUCUUCCCACUACCAAAUUUGAAAGCUGUGCCGAUGAGCUGAAGAAAGAAAUCGAAACCAUUGACACAUUCAUCCUCAACCAGAUCCACAUGUGUAAUGAAGUUUCCGACCUUUUACCAACAAUUUCUGCAUCAAUCGAAUUAAUACCAAAUGACGUCGAAUUUGUGCAAGGCAAGCUCGACGCGCUUCAGGAGUCUCUUGAAAACGAUGCAAGCGGCAUCGAAUAUGCCCGCAAUCUUGUAAAAGAAGAUGCUAUCAAUGCUAAGCUUGCCUUUCGCGCCAUUGACACUUUGCUUCUUCCUGUACAAUAUCAACCAUCACCAGGCGAAAGAUGGUGGUCAUCAACGCAACAAACACCGUCGAUAUCAAAACAUUCAUUACGAACUGCAUUCGGAUCGCGGCGAGCAACUCUCGCUCUACCAGAGGAUACAGAAGCAGACUCUAGCCACGAUGGGCCUAAUAGUCUUGUGGAUUACUUUUCACGGCGAUCGGAUGAAAUGGGUGCUGUUUUAGAAGAAUACCGAAAAAAUAUGAAAGAAAUUGAGGAGCAUCUUCAUGGAGUUGAACUUUCGGUACAGAGACAGAUUAAUGAGCUUGCCUCUUCUAGAGGUAGGAACGGCACACAACACAAGCCUGCCUCUCGUGUCAACCAGCUUGCCUCUACUCUAGGUGAUGUUGAAACGGCGAUUCUUGGUGUUGCAGGAAGGCUAGGCGGUGUUAAAGAAGAUGUUCAGGAGAUUACCUUAGCACCUCUAGGCAUUCACAACAACAAGGUUUCUGGCGGGUGGUAA